AUGGAUUUUAUUGUGGUAGUUACAGGUCUUUUAGCUUACAUUCUGCCAAAUUUAAAUCAACCAGCUGUACGUGCAUUACGUGUAUUACGACCACUUAAAUUAGUAACUGGUUUUGAAAGUUUACAAAUUGUACUCAAAUCUAUCAUUAGAGCUAUGGCUCCAUUACUUCAAAUUAGUUUAUUAGUAUUAUUUGCUAUAAUUAUAUUUGCAAUAAUUGGCUUGGAAUUCUAUUCAGGUGGAUUUCAUAUGACAUGCUUUGAUUUAUAUAAUCCAGACUACUUACCAAUUUCUUUACCGAAUCGACCAACAUUAGCACCAUGCAGUCUUUCAAAUGGUUCAGCAACUAGUACAGGUUCUUUACCACAUGGAGCAUUUGUAUGCCCACCAAAUUAUAUAUGUAAAGGUUAUUGGGAAGGACCAAAUUAUGGCAUAACUAGUUUUGAUAAUAUUGGUUACGCUAUGCUUACUGUAUUUCAAUGUAUCACUAUGGAAGGUUGGACGGAAAUAAUGUAUUCAACAAAUGAUGCAUUUGGUGAUCGUUUCAAUUAUCUAUAUUUUGUUCCACUUAUAAUACUUGGAUCAUUUUUUAUGUUAAAUCUAGUACUUGGUGUUCUAAGUGGUGAAUUUGCCAAAGAAAGAGAACGUGUAGAAAAACGUCGUGCAUUUUUAAAAUUACGUCGGCAACAACAAACUGAAAAAGAAUUUAGUGGAUAUAUGGAUUGGAUUCAAAAAGCUGAAGAGGUAAUUUUGGCUGAAGAUACUACUACAGCUGAUGAACGGAUGCGUAUUAUAUCAGCUCGUCGAAGAGCGGCUAAACAACGACUUAAACAGACUGGUAAAGAUGCUUCAUUCAAUGACUCGAAUUUUGAGGAUUCUGUAUUAUUUGCAGAAUCUAAAUCACAUUCAUCUUAUGGUGAUCUACUAAGACGUCGAAAAGAGAGAUGUCAGGGAUGUUGGAGAAGAGAAAAACGAAUUCGGUAUGCUAUUAGGAGAAUGGUAAAAAGUCAACCAUUUUAUUGGGUUGUAAUUAUACUUGUAUUUUUGAAUACCGUAUGCGGUGCUAUUGAACAUCAUGGUCAACCAGUAUGGCUUUCCACAUUUUUAUAUUAUGCAGAAUUUGUUUUUCUUGGUUUAUUUAUCAUUGAAAUGUUAUUGAAAGUAUAUGGAUUGAAUAUACGAAUCUACUUUGAAUCUUCAUUCAAUAUCUUUGACUGUGUCGUCAUUAUAGGAAGUUUAUUUGAAAUAAUUUGGGGAUUCUUUCAUCCUGAUGCAUCAUUUGGUAUCAGUGUUUUACGUGCAUUGAGACUUUUACGAAUUUUCAAAGUAACCAGGUACUGGGCUUCAUUACGUAAUUUGGUACUUUCAUUAUUGAAUUCAAUGCGAAGCAUUAUUUCGUUAUUGUUCCUAUUAUUUCUCUUCAUUCUAAUAUUUGCAUUACUUGGAAUGCAAUUAUUUGGCGGAGAUUUCAAUUUUGAUGAAGGAAGACCAACACAAAAUUUCGAUACUUUUGUUAAAGCCUUGCUAACUGUAUUUCAAAUAUUAACUGGUGAAGAUUGGAAUACAGUUAUGUAUAAUGGGAUAAGAGCACAAGGUGGUGUUACCAGUGGUGGUGCAAUUUACAGUGUAUAUUUUGUUUUAGUUAUGGUAUUUGGAAAUUAUACACUAUUAAAUGUAUUUCUCGCUAUUGCUGUGGAUAAUUUGGCAAAUGCUCAAGAAUUGACCGAAGCUGAAGAAGAACAGGCCAAAUUACAAGAAGAAAGUCAUUUAGCUGAAGAAUCAGCUGAAAUGCGAUCAGCUACUGAUGCCAAAAAUAAUUCUAACAAUAAUAAUAACAAUAACGGCGAUGUCAAAAAUACACAAACAGGAAAAUUGGUGAAUAAUUAUCACAAAUCUAAUAUUCAUGAUACAGAGAAUAGUUCAAAUACAAUACAAGGAAAUGCAAAUGAAAUGAAUAAAAACAGAACCGGUGUACAAAAGGACAAUUUCAUGUUUCGUCACAUGACCAAUUUAAAUUUUACAUCGCUUGAAAGUGAUGAUACAGCAAGAUUACAAGGUUCUAUACAAAUUCAAGGAAAACCUGUUCUACCGUAUAGUUCAAUGUUUAUUUUUGCACCAACUAAUGCAAUACGACGAUUUUGUCAUUUCGUAGUCAAUUUACGCUAUUUUGAUUUAUUUAUCAUGAUUGUAAUUUGUGCAAGUAGUAUUGCUUUAGCCGCUGAAGAUCCAAUCUCUGAACAGUCAAAACGUAAUACCAUAUUAGAACACUUUGAUUACGCAUUUACUGGUGUAUUCACAAUUGAAUUAAUUUUAAAAGUGAUUGAUCUAGGUGUUGUAUUACAUCCUGGUUCAUAUUUUCGUGAUACAUGGAAUAUUCUUGAUGCUAUAGUUGUAUUUUUCGCUUUAGUAGCAUUUGUAGUAAGAUCAGCUACCUCGUUAGGACGAAUUGGUACAAGUACAUCAGCAAAGAAUUUAAAUACUAUAAAGUCGUUACGUGUACUACGUGUUCUUAGACCAUUGAAAACAAUCAAUCGUGUGCCAAAAUUAAAAGCUGUAUUUGAUUGUGUAAUCAGUUCACUUAAAAAUGUUUUCAAUAUUCUAAUCGUCUAUUGGCUUUUUCAAUUCAUUUUCGCCGUCAUUGCUGUUCAAUUAUUUCAGGGAAAAUUUUUCUAUUGUAAUGAUGUUUCUAAAAUGACAAGAGAUGAUUGUCAGGGCCAGUUUAUUGAUUACAAUGAUCGAGGUGAUCCAUUCCUUCAGAAUCGUACAUGGCGUACACGCGACUUCAAUUAUGAUAAUGUAAUUCAUGCAAUACUUACACUAUUCACAGUGACAACUGGUGAGGGGUGGCCAGCAGUACUUAAAAAUUCUAUUGAUUCAACAGUUGCUGAUCGUGGUCCAUCACCAGAUUUUCGUCAAGAAAUGGCUAUUUUCUAUGUGGUCUUCUUUAUUGUAUUUCCAUUCUUUUUUGUAAAUAUUUUUGUGGCACUUAUUAUUAUUACUUUUCAAAAUCAAGGUGAAAAUGAACUAAUUGAAUUAGAUUUAGAUAAAAAUCAAAAACGUUGUAUUGAUUUUGCUAUUAAUGCUCGACCAUUAUGUCGGUAUAUGCCAAAAGAUAGACAUUCAUUGAAAUAUCGAGUAUGGCGUCUUGUUGUCUCGACACCAUUUGAAUAUUACAUCAUGGUUAUGAUUGCAAUUAAUACUUUAAUUUUAAUGAUGAAGUAUCAUCGUCAAGAACAAAAGACGUAUUUUACUGCUUCCGUUGACACUGAACAACAAGCUUAUCAUAACUAUUGUAAUACAUUAUUGUAUUUCAAUUCUGCUUUCACUGUCAUGUUCUCUGUGGAAUGUAUGCUGAAAAUUAUGGCUUUUGGACCAAAAAAUUAUUUCCGUGAUCGAAUCAGCAUUUUGAGUUUAGGAUUUCUACGUCUUUUUCGUGCAGCACGUUUAAUUAAAUUAUUACGUCAGGGUUAUAGUAUACGUAUUAUUUUAUGGACAUUUAUUCAAUCAAUUAAAGCAUUACCUUAUGUUUGUUUACUGAUUACAAUGUUAUUUUUUAUCUACUGUAUUGUUGGUAUGCAGGUUUUUGGUAAUAUUAAAACAGAUCCACAUUCUCAAUUAAAUAAUCAUAAUAAUUUUCAAACAUUUGGAGAUGGGAUACUUUUACUAUUUAGAUGUGCAACUGGUGAAAAUUGGCAAGAAAUUAUGCUCGAUUGUGCAGCUGGUAAAGAAUGUGAAGGUUCUGCUGUUAUUAUGGAUAAUUUUGAUUAUUUAACUAGAGAUUCUUCUAUAUUGGGUCCACAUCAUUUAGAUGAAUUUGUUCGUGUUUGGGCUGAAUAUGAUCCAGGUGCUACAGGUCUUAUUCAUCAUCGUGAUGUGUAUGAAAUGCUUAGAAACAUGGAACCACCAGUUGGAUUUGGUAAAAAUUGUCCAUAUCGUUUAGCUUAUCGAAAAUUAAUUCGAAUGAAUAUGCCAGUAGAUGAAAAUGGUUGUGUUAAUUUCACAACUACGCUAUUAGCUUUAAUACGUGAAUCAUUAGGCAUUAAAACGGGACCAACUGAAAUAAUGGAUCAACGUGAUAUGGAAUUAAAAGAAACUAUUUGUAAAUUAUGGCCUGUUCAUGGAAAGAAAAUGCUUAAUUUGCUUGUACCUCCAGAUUCAGAGCUUGUCUAUCACAAAAUGACUGUUGGGAAAAUAUAUGCAAGUUAUCUUAUGAUUGAAAAUUGGAGAGCAACACGAGCCUUUCAAGGUAAAGGUGGAACUUCUAAAUCUGCUAGUAUAUUGGCACGAUUCUUUGGUGCAGUAAAACAAAAUGCUCAUCAUCCAAAUGUUAAUUCUGAAACGGAAGAUGAAAGAGGAAGCCCCGAACUCAGUGAAUUCUCAGAGAAAACAACAUCUGAAAAUAAGAAUCGAAGAAAAAGUAGAAAUUCAACUUCACAUCACAAUGAUCCUAAUCGUCUUCUUACUCCACGAGGAUCAGAAUUCACAGAACAACCUAUGUAUCUAGCCAGUAGCCAAUUCAAAAAACAAUCUAGAAUGAAUGAAAUUGAUCAAACAAUAUCUAGUAAUAAAUCACAAUAUCUUAUUCAUGAUGAAAAUAAAACAACAACUGAGCAAUACCAAAAACAUCCGACUUAUUGUGUGAGAAAUAAAAGAGAACAAGCAUAUUCUGGUCGUAAUUCAAGAUGUUAUCAACGUCAUUCUACGUAUUUAAGAGAUAAUACUUAUCAUGAAAUACCUGAAGACUUUGAAGACACUGACAAAAUAAGUGAAAGUAACGAAGAACUUUCAAAAAUCAAAUACCAGGGUCGUCUACCAGUGACUAGUUCAUCAGGAGGUUAUUAUGAAGAUCAACAUGAUCAGUAUUUUGAUAAAUCAGAUCAUCCUCAACUGGUGCGUAAAAAUAUUGAUGAACUUUAUAAUACUGAUGAAAUAAAAUACGUACCAUAUGGGAUUUCACAUGCAAAAGCAUUUUCUCAAAAGCCGUUAAUGUCGAGCAGAGAGUAUAGUAUUUAUUUGUCUCCAAGUAGUGAUAUGAGAAGAACUGAUGACAUUAUAACUGAUGAGCAUCAGAGUUUAGAAAAUGUGACUCCUAAAUAUAACGUAGAUUUUGUCAAGGAUGAAAGUGAAACACCGUACUAUCAGUUACGUGAUAUGAAUCCUCCUGAUUUUUACAACCCAUCAUAUACGGAUACCAAAACAGCCGGACAGAAACGUCCUUUACAGCUUCCUCAUCAACAUUCAAUUCCUAUUUUCACAAAACAAAGAGACAUUCGAGGUGAACCAUUAUGGGGAUUAAGAAAUAUGCCACAUUUAACACGAAGUCCUAGUGUCGAAUAUACUUCAAAGUAUUCUCCUUGUCAACAGUUGUUAGGCGGCAACCAUAUGGUUAUGAGACCCCAUCAUUCAAUAUUUCAUCCUAUUCCACCCCCAUCAGGUUCACACAUAUCAAAUCUCAAAGCUCAUAGAUCGUUUGACACUGAUGAAAGCUUAGAAAUAUUUCCAUAUGAAUUCACGUCCAACAUGCAUUUUCAACCGGUGCCUCCACCGACAAAUUAUGACUGGGAGGCAAAGUAUGCUGAUAAGUUGUACAGUCACCAAAUAAAUGAAGAAUCAAUUGUUAAAAGUACAAAUAUAGGUAUUGAUCAACCUUCACAUUUUGCAUCCACUUCACAUUUUGAUGAUUUUAAAUUAAAGAAAUCUUCUAUGCAUUUUCUUACACCACAAUUAAAAAGACAUUGUAUACCGCAUACUAUUACAACACAAAUAAAAAGACCUAAAAGACAAAUUCAUGCAACUGUAAUAAAUUUUAAUAAUAAUCCUACUAUAUUUGAAUGUAAUACUACUACAACAAAUACAAUCACUACUACAAAUAAUACUUGUACAAAUGUUAUUUACACAAGACCAUAUGAAUUAUCAUCAAAUAUUCCAUCUUUACCUUCUGCUGACUUUCAUGAUCUACAACAUAAACUAACUGAUUCUUCUUUUUCUUCCUCCUUAUUUCCUCAAUAUUACAAUUAUACACUGAAAACAGAUUAUCAUCCAAUACAAUAUGAUGAUGUAUUAAAUGAAAAAUCAACAUUGAAUCAACCAGAAAAUUCAUCAUCAUGUUCCAAUGAUGACGACGAUGUGAUUUAA
Molecule: messenger RNA, 6132 nt
Organism: Schistosoma mattheei
Lineage: Eukaryota; Metazoa; Platyhelminthes; Trematoda; Strigeidida; Schistosomatidae
Source: the annotation of a GenBank genome assembly